ACACAGAUCGGAUUUUGGAACAUGCAUUUACAAAUAUCCUUACUGCUGCUGCUCUGUCUGAACAAUGUCCAUGGUAGUGAUGGGUAUUUUUCUGAGCAAUACCAGAAACAAUCCAGCAUUAAGGGCCCUCAGUUCUUACCAUUCAAUGUAAAAAGUCAAGGUGUGCAGAUAAGGGGAGAACAAGGACCCCCUGGUCCCCCAGGCCCUAUUGGACCAAGAGGACAACCGGGUCCUGCAGGAAAACCUGGAUUUGGAAGUCCAGGUCUGCAGGGUCCCCCUGGUCCCCCAGGACCUCCUGGAUUCUCUGCUGUUGGAAAGCCCGGCAUGCCAGGUUUACCAGGAAAGCCAGGAGACCGAGGAUUACCUGGUGAGAAGGGAGAUGCUGGACCAGUUGGGCUCCCAGGAGCAAGAGGGCCACAAGGACCCCCUGGCAUUCCUGGCCCUGCAGGACUAUCUGUUCCUGGCAAGCCUGGACCACAGGGCCCUCCAGGAGCUCAAGGGCCAAGGGGUCUUCCUGGUGAGAAGGGAGAGCCAGGUAUUCCCGGUGCAAAUGGACAAAAGGGAGAAACUGGAUUUGGAGUUCCAGGCCGCCCAGGUAGCAGGGGGCUUCCAGGUCCACAGGGACCCCGAGGCCUCCCUGGUCCUGCUGGGAUAGGGAAGCCUGGUGAGAAUGGUCUUCCAGGUCAGCCAGGUUUGAAGGGCGACAGAGGUUUACCAGGUGCACCUGGAGCAGCUGGUAUCCAAGGUCCCCAGGGUCCCCCUGGAGAACCUGGACAACCUGGUGUUGGCAAGCCUGGACCAAUUGGACCACCAGGAGCAGCAGGUAUGCCUGGACCCAAAGGACUCCCUGGAGCAGCAGGUUUACCCGGAUCCCCAGGUCUGCCAGGAUUUGGAAAGCCAGGAUUGCCAGGGAUGAAAGGACACAGAGGGCCUGAAGGUCUUCCUGGCAUUCCAGGAGCAAAAGGAGACCAAGGCCCAGCAGGCGUGCCAGGUGAACCAGGGCCUGCCGGGCCACCAGGAAACAUGGGCCCUCAAGGACUCAAAGGUUUACCUGGCGAACAUGGCCUACCUGGACCCAAAGGYGACAUGGGCCCUGUAGGCCCUGCAGGAUUCCCUGGAGCAAAAGGUGAAAGAGGCUUGCCAGGCUUAGAUGGAAAACCAGGAUACCCAGGCGAACAGGGGGUUGCUGGUCCUAAGGGACACCCAGGUUUUCCUGGACCGAAAGGUGACAUUGGCCAUGCUGGGCUCCCUGGCUUGCCUGGUCCCAUGGGCCCACAGGGAAUGAAGGGUACACCAGGGAUCAAUGGCGAGCCAGGCCCCAGAGGACCUUCAGGAAUACCUGGGACCAGAGGCCCCAUUGGGCCCCCUGGCAUGCCUGGAGCCCCUGGUGCAAAAGGUGAGCCAGGAGCUCCAGGAUUGCCAGGUCCAGCAGGUAUUUCUACCAAAGGCUUAACUGGACCCAUGGGACCCCCUGGACCCCCUGGCCCUAAGGGUAACAAUGGAGAGCCUGGCUUGCCAGGCCCACCAGGUCCUCCUGGUCCCCCUGGCCAAGCUGUCAUCCCUGAAGGCUAUGUGAAAGCAGGAGAGUCUCGAGAACUAUCAGGAAUGUCUUUUAUGAAAGCAGGAGUAAACCAAGCCCUUACAGGGAUGCCAGUAUCUGCUUUCAGUGUCAUCCUCUCAAAAGCUUACCCAGCAGCAACAGUCCCUAUCAAAUUUGAUAAGAUCUUAUACAAUAGGCAGCAACACUAUGACCCCAGAACGGGAAUCUUCACCUGCAGAAUCCCUGGACUUUACUACUUCUCUUACCAUGUACAUGCAAAAGGAACAAAUGUUUGGGUUGCGCUCUACAAAAAUGGUUCCCCAGUCAUGUAUACUUAUGAUGAGUAUAAGAAAGGAUACCUUGACCAGGCUUCUGGCAGUGCUGUGAUCGAUCUCAUGGAAAAUGAUCAAGUAUGGCUCCAGCUGCCCAAUUCAGAAUCUAAUGGUCUCUAUUCUUCUGACUAUGUCCACUCCUCUUUCUCAGGUUUCUUAUUUGCUCAUAUCUAA
Molecule: messenger RNA, 2046 nt
Organism: Nothoprocta perdicaria
Lineage: Eukaryota; Metazoa; Chordata; Aves; Tinamiformes; Tinamidae
Gene: COL10A1
Product: collagen type X alpha 1 chain
Exons: 2
Coding region: 22-2046 (674 amino acids)
Molecular function (GO): protein binding
Source: RefSeq, a predicted model, not a curated record